Messenger RNA from Podospora bellae-mahoneyi, 3722 nucleotides. RefSeq lists its product as uncharacterized. Lineage: Eukaryota; Fungi; Ascomycota; Sordariomycetes; Sordariales; Podosporaceae. The record is from RefSeq and is a predicted model, not a curated record. Bases 942 to 2450 code for a protein of 502 amino acids. Gene Ontology annotation, molecular function: N-acetylgalactosaminide beta-1,3-galactosyltransferase activity. Gene Ontology annotation, cellular component: membrane. The transcript has 3 exons.
UGAAAAUUUCCUGAGGUUGAGUGGCUCUGCGCCGCAGGCGUUGUAUGGGAUUUGAAUAGGGGUUUUUGUUAGAAUUCUCUCUCGACAACAGUUCCAGGUAACACGCCUCUGGUCCACAAGAUGACGAAGUUUGUCGAGUCCCUGUCGAGGCCGGAGUCAGGUUGUUUAGCACAUCGUGUACAGGGACACCAGCGUUACCUAUUUGAUCCGGGGAGUCUACAUGUAUUUCGAACACUUUUGUACAUCAAAGAGCUCUUCAUUACUCCGUAGACCUGUCCACAGCCGCAUCAUCAACUGAUACCCGGAUGUCUCGAAGCGCACUGUCAGAGGACCCCCGUCAGCGCUAGCGUCGGUCUUCAGGGCUGACGAUCCAUGUGGGGCAUGGAUGGCAUGGCUGGGACCCUACGGGGCCGUUCCCGAAGACCGAACGCGCCAGGUCUGCCCAUCUUCAUCAUUCAGGAACCAGUUAAUGGGCGGGUAGAAAAUAACGAUUCAGACGUUGAAACAAGUCGUCGGGAGUGACCUGAGGGAUACCCGACAUGGGACAUACCCAGCCUACACACUACUGACUGAGGUGUCGCAUGGAGAUCGCCCAGCAGAACAGGUUUGGCUGCUGGAGGGUGCCUGGUUGGAAGUGGGUGGUGCAAGGUUUCUGGCAGGUACCACCCUCCUGUCGUGCAUCAUUAGCGCCCGACCCUCUGGAGCAACACCCCAUGAGGCCCCAAUCAAUCCUCAGCAUUUGCGGUGCACGCAGAGCUGAAGGCCAGAAGCUCGUAUUUCCUCCGCUCAUUUCCCACGCACGCUCUCUUUAUCAGAGUGUUUCGCUGGUUCUCUGGCUUUUCUGUCUUCGUGAUCCUUUGCUUUCUCCCCUCCAACGUCCCUCUCCCAGUCCGAUGUGCUGCUGAGCUGGAGAUGCUGCAGCCUGUCGCCGUCCCAUCUCGAUGAUUUCACAACAUAAAUACACCGGUUCGCCCGCCAGAAUGCCGUCUCGGAGGUCGUCUGUCGCGAUCGCCUUCAUCGCCCUUAGUUUCCUGCUGCUGCUCUACACAUCGAGGAGGCUGGGCAGUUGGACGCCCUACAACGAGCCUUAUCACCACGAGACUGAUCCCCACAAGAGCCAACAUGCGCCCCAGGGAGAUGGCGCCCACGAUACCAAGCCCGUACCGUCGACACAGGCCCCCGCCGUCGACCCCCUGUGCGAAGGGUUCCCCGACACCAGCAACAUCCUGCUCGUCAUGAAAACGGGAGCGUCCGAGUCCUUUGCGCGUGUGCCCACCCAGAUGAUGACCAUGCUCAAGUGCCUCCCCGACUUCCUCAUCUUUAGCGACAUGGACCAAAACAUUGGCGGACAAGAUAUCCACGACAGUCUGGCCACGGUCCAGGAGGCUGCGCAGGAAGACAACUCGGACUUUGACCUGUAUCGCCGACAAAAGUGGUGCGAGGUCGACCAGGAGAACUGCAACAAGCUCGGCAACCCGGCCCGGGAAGGGUGGAACCUUGACAAGUACAAGAACGUUCACAUUGCUGAGAAGGCGUAUAACAUGCGGCCCAACUACGACUGGUAUCUGUUUGUCGACGCCGACACCUACGUGCUGUGGCCCAACCUGGUCGAGUGGCUGAAGCAGCUAAAGCCGACCAAGAAGGUCUACCUGGGCAGCGUCACGCUGAUCAAUAACUUCAGCUUCGGACACGGAGGCUCGGGUUACAUCGUCAGCAAGGCGACCAUGGACGACUUCAUCGGCAACAACCCGGGUGUCGGCAACCAGUACGAUAUGAGAGCAAAGCGCGAGUGCUGCGGCGAUUACAUCUUUGCCCUUGCGCUCAAGGACAAGACGGAAGUCGGGGUCCAGCAGAUGUGGCCUACCAUCAACGGCGAAAAGCCCGCCACUCUUCCCUUCGGCCCAUCGCAUUGGUGCCACCCCAUUGUCACCAUGCACCACAUGAACGCCGAGGAGAUCAACACCUUCUGGCACUUUGAACGGAAGCGAUACCACCGCCUCGCGCAGUCUGGCAAAAAGGCCGAGACGCUAGUGAUCCGCGACAUCUUUGACGAAUUCUUGGCUCCCAAACUGAACGAGACACGCGAAGAUUGGGACAACAACGCCGACAAUCGCUUCUACCUCGACCAAUCCAACGACCGCAAGUGGGAAGACUGGAUGACGAACCGCAUGAAGAAGCAGGAUCAGUACAACGAGCACGAGAAGAAGGCACACGAGUCGUUCGAGGCCUGUGGUGCCGCCUGCAAGAGCUUGGGCAACGAGUGCUUCAUGUACAGAUACAAGGAUGGUGCCUGCAGUAUUUCCAACUCUUUCCAGCUUGGCAAACCUCUGAAGAAGGGGGCAGAGAAGGACCGGACCAUGAGCGGCUGGGACGUCGAAAAGAUCAAGAAGUGGGUGGCCGAUCAACCGGCAUGCGACAAGAUCCGUUGGCCCGAGGUCAAGACCAACUAGAAAGAGGAGUUGUCAUCAUGGUCGCCAAUGGGAGUUUCAUUCCGAUUCAAGGCAAAAAACACACAUUCAUGAGCCAUCAAGUUUAGGAAUUUUAGGGAUAGGGACUGCUUUGGCGUUUGGGUUGGCUUUGACGGGCGCUGUGGCAUACUGGGUAGGUAUAAUGAAGGAAGGGAAAGACAGGACAAAAAAAGAGGAGCUCUCUGGUACAGGACUCCCUCAGCAUCAUUGAACAAAACACUACAAAAGCGGCGGGAAUAGAUCUUUUUGGGGGGCACUUUUACAACCAGCGGCAUCUGACAAGCAAGCAGGCGAGCACGUACAUUGGUCAUUUUCUCUUGAUAGAAUUUGUUUGACGGCAUCUCUCCUUCAACAAUUGUAUAAAUCUGCUUUGGCAUAUGUAGAUGAAUGCAACCAUGUAGACAACAGGGUGUGUUUGGGUUGUUGAAACAAGUGUUGCCACUCCCCUGGAUUGGGUACCAUACGGCAAACCAAUAAUCCCGGCGUGAGACACACAUCAAGACAUGUUUUAUUGCCCAUCUCAUUUUAUCCAGCUUCACCUUCCCUGCAUCCCCAGUCCUCGUUCACGGCUCCGGCUAGAUAUACGGCUGCAGACUAGGCAAAACCCGAUCAUACGCCACACUGGACGGCGGCUCCAUUGCAAACAUGUAGUUUCCCCACCAUGGGCCGCCUCCCCACCAAGCCCAGCCAGUCCAGACAUCGUUGUUCUGCUGCAGGUAGCUCAGCAUUCCUGUCAGGGCAGCAAUGCAGUUGGUGUUGGCCCCGCCGGCUGUCUCUCCGAGGAAGCCCUUCUUCUUAUUCUGCUUCAGCCACUCGGUAGCAGCACGGACACGUUCAGCGCCGAUGGUGCGGGAAACGCAGGUUUCCGAGGUGCCGGAGCCGUCGCUGUCGAGGUACUGGUGCAUUUGGGGCAAAAUAGGGGCCAUUACCCAGGUCCAAGCGCCAGUCCAAGAGUUUCCUUCGACCAUGAUGUACUGAGCCGUCGCUCCCGUGGCACGGAUGGCGUCGAUAGCAGCUUGGUUGAGGCGGCGGACUAGAUCAUCAGCCAUGUCGUGAUACUCGUUGUUGGUGUCAAAGAUGACCUUGUCGUUGUUGACGAAGAGCUUGGCAAUGGUGGUCCACCAGGCCGCGAAGCCAGCUACAUCGGUUAUGACGUUGUUGUAGUAGCGGCCAAAGUUGUGGGGGUCAAUGAUGGCAUAGGCGCCUUUGCUGGUGACAUAGUUGACGAUCUGGAGCUUUAUUAGCGACUUAUCA